AUGUUGAGCACCCGUGCCAGGAGCAGCCGCGUGCGCGGUGCUGCGCUCCUGGCACUUGGCGUCUGCGCGCUGUGGAGCUUCCAAAGCCAGCAUGCCUUCAGCGAACCAGUCGUACAGGAGUCAUCCGGCAUGGCCAGGACCAUCGCCGACCACGCCCUGUUCGUUUCUUUGGCGCUGAUGAUCGCCUGCGGUGCCUUUGCGUACACCGAACAAGCACAGCCGGCAGCAGCGGGUCCAGCGGAGAAGCGCCCCGACUACAGCAGCUUCGUCAUGAUCUCCAACAUUCUCUGCUUCACGUCUGGCUUCGUGAACGCCCUGGCCAUCAUCGACAUGGGCAUGACCGUGUCCCACCAGACGGGCAACACCAGCCACACCGGACGUCUCAUCAUGAACGGUGGCAUCAAGUUCUUCCACCUGAUGCUCUCCUUUGCCACCGGAUCUUUUGUGGCCGGCUUCAGCAAGUGUGACCAGGAGGCCAUCUACCAGGGGCGCUACUCGCCCAACCUGUUGGCAGCAGCCUUCGCCGUCAUGUUCGGUUGCCUGGUGCACUACUGCAAGGCCCAAGCCGGCAUUGCCAAUGAUGAUGCCUCCGAGUGCCUGUUCUUGUGGGCCUUCUCGCAGGGCAUCCAGAAUGGCAUCACUCGUCGAUGCAGCUCCCUUCCCGUUUGCACGACGCACUUCACUGGCUAUUUGACCGACUUCGGUGUGGGCCUGGGCUUGUGGGCCCGGGCGCAGACGGACGGUGCCGAGCCGCCCACCCUGCUGAAGGUCUUCCUCUUCGGCUCCGGCAUCUUCUUCUUCGGUCUUGGUGGCGUGGCGGCCAUGGAGACGCACCCUGCGUGGGGCGCACAGGCAGCACUGAUCCCCGCGGCCAUCAUGGCGGCGGUGGCCGGUGGCCUCAUCCCUGUCGUGAAGGGAGGCCAGUGCGGCAAUCAGAUUGGUGCGAAGUUCUGGGAAGUCAUCGCCGAUGAGCACGGCAUCGACCCAACAGGUACCUACCACGGAGAUUCGGAUCUUCAGCUGGAGCGGAUCAAUGUCUACUUCAACGAAGCCACCGGCGGAACCAUGGACAGCGUUCGUGCCGGACCAUUCGGCCAGUUGUUCCGCCCAGACAACUUUGUGUUCGGUCAAACAGGCGCCGGCAAUAACUGGGCCAAGGGCCAUUACACCGAGGGUGCUGAGCUUAUCGACUCUGUCUUGGAUGUGGUGCGCAAAGAGGCUGAAGGCUGCGAUUGCCUCCAGGGCUUCCAGCUCUGCCACUCUCUGGGAGGCGGCACAGGAGCUGGUAUGGGCACACUCUUGAUCUCCAAGGUGCGCGAGGAGUACCCUGAUCGGAUCAUGGAGACAUUCUCCGUGAUUCCGUCGCCCAAGGUGUCCGAUACUGUCGUGGAGCCAUACAAUGCUGUCCUAAGCUUCCACCAGCUGGUGGAGAACUCUGACGAGUCCUUCUUGUUGGACAAUGAAGCAUUGUACGACAUUUGCUUCAGGACCUUGAAGUUGACGACUCCCACUUAUGGAGACCUGAACCACCUGGUCUCCGCGGCAAUGAGCGGCGUGACUUGCUGCUUGCGAUUUCCAGGGCAGCUCAAUUGUGAUCUGCGCAAGAUUGCCGUCAACCUCGUGCCUUUCCCACGUCUGCAUUUCUUCAUGACUGGCUUUGCGCCUCUGACAUCCCGCGGAUCCCAGCAGUACCGUGCCCUGACCGUGCCGGAGUUGACGCAGCAAAUGUUCGAUGCCAAGAACAUGAUGUGCGCGGCAGACCCUCGACACGGACGAUACUUGACAGCCGCCGCACUCUUCCGCGGCCGAAUGUCCACGAAAGAGGUGGAUGAGCAGAUGCUCAACGUCCAAAACAAGAACUCUUCCUACUUUGUGGAGUGGAUUCCCAACAACAUCAAGGCAUCCGUCUGCGACAUCCCACCAAAGGGAUUGAAGAUGGCCGUGGCUUUCGCCGGCAACUCCACAGCUAUUCAGGAAAUGUUCAAGCGCGUCGCGGAGUACUUCACGGCCAUGUUCCGCCGCAAGGCCUUCCUGCACUGGUACACCGGUGAAGGCAUGGACGAGAUGGAGUUCACGGAGGCUGAGUCCAACAUGAAUGACUUGGUUUCUGAGUACCAGCAGUACCAGGAUGCCACAGCCGAAGAGGAGGGAGAGUUCGACGAAGAGGAAGGCGAGUAUGACGGCUGA
Symbiodinium sp. CCMP2592 is the source of this 2187-nucleotide messenger RNA. The record is from the annotation of a GenBank genome assembly. NCBI's taxonomy places the organism in Eukaryota, Dinophyceae, Suessiales, Symbiodiniaceae.